This is a messenger RNA of Antechinus flavipes (yellow-footed antechinus), 1433 nucleotides long. RefSeq names its product BLOC-1 related complex subunit 7 (gene BORCS7). Gene Ontology annotation, cellular component: BORC complex. Lineage: Eukaryota; Metazoa; Chordata; Mammalia; Dasyuromorphia; Dasyuridae. The transcript has 7 exons. The record is from RefSeq and is a predicted model, not a curated record. The coding region runs from base 274 to 591 and encodes 105 amino acids.
AGGAAACCUGUGUGGGGAUCAACAACCAGAGCUACAUAUGUGACACAGGACACUGCUGUGGACAGUCUCAGUGCUGCAACUACUACUAUGAACUCUGGUAUGAAAUUGAGAUUUAGAGAUGUGCUGGGGAUCAUCUAGGUCUUGUUCAUCUCCUUAUGAUGGGUCUCUCAACCUGGAGUAUCUUCACUGCCUUCCCACAGAGAAGCCUUCCUUGAACCUACAAUGUAAAGCGCCUUGCCGUUGCCGCAACGAAGCCAUCGACGGUCCGCUGCAAUGGCGGCGGGGGUGCCCGAUCCCCAGUCGCGAUUCGGCCACUCGGUAAAGGGGCUGCUCACCGAGAAGGUGAAUGCCUGCGGUACCGACGUGAUCGCCCUCACCAAGCAGGUGUUGAAAGGUUCACGGAGCUCCGAGCUGCUGGGUCAGGCAGCUCGAAACAUGGUAUUGCAGGAAGAUGCCAUCUUGCACUCAGAAGAUAGUUUAAGGAAAAUGGCAAUUAUAACAACUCAUCUUCAGUAUCAGCAAGAAGCUAUUCAGAAGAAUGUUGAGCUGUCUUCAAAUCUCCAGGACCAGCUGAAGCAUUUGCUGAAAUGAAAUGACAUCUUAAAGGCUCCUAAACACAUUUCUCAAAGCUGUGGGGGAAUAGAGCUCACGACCCCAUCUUCUAUUCUAGCAGUUCAAUUAAAAGAGAAUUGUGAUGGUCUGAAGCUUCUCCCAGAAUACAGGAUUUUCUCUCCCUAUGUAAAGAUAUAAUUGAAGGCAAGACACAAACUAGAUGGCUCAACUCAGAAGUACCAUUUGGUUCUAUGCAGACAAACCUACUCCUUUCAUCGAAUUCUUUACUUCCUCUGUUUUAAUUUUAAUUAAAGCAGAAUCAAGAAAAAUCUGUUAUUUAUUUAGUACUUUUUUGAGCAUUGAAAUCAUUUGUAAUAUGUAGAAAGUCAUAAAGCAUAAGUGUCAUAAUUUAGCCUAUACUGUGUCAUACUGGUUUAAUUCAGAAACACCAGCUGGCGAGGUAGAGAAAGAAUGAUGAUGAAUAAUCUAUAUGUGGGUUUUCCUAUUCAGUAAGAUCAGAACUCUUGACCUUGAUUCUUUUAUUAUUUAUUCAUCAAAUGCCUUCUUAUAGAUCCACUCUGUUUGAUAUUGUGGCUCCUACUUUUGACAUAAUAUCUGUUGUUUUCUCAGCUCAUUCAGAAAUGCUAUUUACAAUUUUAUAUAUUCUAGUUGAUUUUUAUAUGUAUAAAAACAAAGAGUUGUUGACCAGCUGUGGCUUUCUCCCUUGACCUGGAUUCUUAGCAUUUCUUUUUUUGUCUUCAUGAUCCAAGAUUAAGUGGCCUUGAAUUCAUUUUGUAAUUCUGAAAGCUGUUAGCAAACCAGUUAUUUGUGAUGUGUUGUUCUUGCCAAAUGCAAAGGAAUUUGAAUGAUUAUUUUUUAAA